CAAUCUGCUGGAAUCAUCUGGUACCCCGUUUUCAUAACUUUUUUUAAAUCACAGAAGGACAAAAAUGAGACUGGCCAUCCUGUGCCUCUGUUUGGCUAGCACAGCUUAUGGUGCACCAUUUCAGUACUUGCCUCAUUUCACAGGUUCCAGGCAACAGGCACCAUCCUCACAGGCGCGAAAUCCCUUCACAGCUGGGUUCACUCAACCUGGAGCUCCUGGUGCUUACAGUGUGGAACUAAUUUAUCCCCAUAGAAUUAUUGGUGGUGUAGGUGGAUCCAACCCCUCACAGCCCUUUCCGUCAUCUUAUGGUUUCAUCAAGUACUCCAUCCCUCAGCCACCAGGCAGACAGAGUGUGGAAGUCUACUAUCCCUUUGACUUCUCCAGGCAAACGAUAGUGCCAAACAUCCCCCCCAUGACAAAUGGCCCAGUGCCAGACGUUCUCCCCUUUGAUUAUCCUCCUCAAAAUAUUCCCCAGCAAACCCUGAAUAUUCCAUCAUUUGGUGCCAACGCUCUACCGUCCCAGAUUCCCGUGCUGCCAGUUCUGCAGGACCAACCCACACAAGCAAGCCAGGUGCCAGCAAAGGAAUGAAGAUGAUACCCACAAUGGAAGAAAUGUUUGUUUCCAGAAGUGCUUCCUUAAGUUGAAAUAAGAUCCAGAUAUUUUCAUAUAAUAACCACUUUCUAAUUAUGAGAUAAGAACUAGUUAACUACAGUAUGACAGUGUCGUCUGCAUAGAAUGAAGAGAUAUUUCUGAAGAGGUGUUUGCUUCCCUUGAUCAUCUUCAUAGAUUAAUAAACACUUGUUUAUCACACUUGUCAUAGUACUUGUGAAUCUUAACAAUUAAUUAAUUCUAACUUUUCCUUA
This is a messenger RNA of Mugil cephalus (flathead mullet), 864 nucleotides long. It is a transcript of the gene scpp5, whose product is annotated as secretory calcium-binding phosphoprotein 5. Lineage: Eukaryota; Metazoa; Chordata; Actinopteri; Mugiliformes; Mugilidae. The transcript has 11 exons. The record is from RefSeq and is a predicted model, not a curated record. Bases 65 to 589 code for a protein of 174 amino acids.